GAACUGUAACCGACUGUAGCUCGUGCAGCGCUGUGUGAGCGUUUACUUGUUUAUUGUCGCGACACCGCCGUAAUAAAGUACACUAUUCAACAAAACCUCAGGCGAAUUUGCUGCUGUCAGCGUCGAGCAACUUUCCCCGGUAUCCGUCUUGUGAGUGACACUCAGCGGGGACCGUUUACCGUCGCGAGCUGUCGAGGCUAAGCUAGCUCAACUGUAAGCUCCACAGCCACCCCGGACGAUGGCGGUCCCUCUACAGCGCCCCCACGUGGUCUGUGUGCUGCUGUGCUGCUUGACCACUGGCCUGUCCAUCCCGGACCCCAGGCAGAGGGAGGCCCUCAUAAAGCAGGAGGCCUCCAUGCAGACGGGCGGGCAGGUGGUGCUGACGGACGCUGAGCAGCGGCUGGACGACCUCCUGGUUAAAAUGAAGCAGGAGGAGAUGGCAAAGGCGGACUUUCCUCCGUCCAUGCACUUCUUCAAGGCCAGGGACCUCAUCAGGAGCAGUCCCAUCUUCAGUCUGCUGCAAAAGAUGCCUAAAGGCGGCGCUCUCCACCUUCACGACUUGGCCAUAGUCGACGUCGAGUGGCUGGUGAAGAACGUGACGUACCGGCCGCACUGCUACAUGUGCCUGACCGACGACCGCUCCAUCAGAUUCGUCUUCUCGUCUCAGCAGCCCAAACCUCUGCUGCACUGCUCUACCUGGAUGCUGCUGGAAGACCUCAGAGCCAAGAUGGCCAACGUCACAGACCUGGACAACAGCAUCAGGGGCAACCUGACGCUCUUCACUGACCAAGAUCCGGAGGUGGCGUACCCCAGUCAGGACGUGGUGUGGAAAAUAUUUGAGCAGAAGUUCCAGGCGCUGUGGGGUCUGGUCACAUACGUUCCUGUGUUCAAAGACUAUUUCUACCAAGGCCUCAGCGAGUUCUACGUGGACAAUGUCAUGUAUCUGGAGCUGCGGGUUCUGCUUCCAGAGCUGUACGAGUUGGACGGCUGCUCUUAUGACAAAGCCUACACUCUGAAGACCUACCAGGAUGUCACCAAGCAGUUCAGAGCAAACCACCCGGACUUCUUUGGAAUGAAGGUCAUCUUCACGGUCCACAGGCAAGUAAACGCAUCAGUGAUGACUGGAGUUGUUGAGGAGGCCAUGAAGCUGCAGAAGGACUUCCCAGACUUCAUGGCUGGUUUUGACCUGGUGGGUCGGGAGGAUAGCGGCAAACCCCUGUGGUAUUUCAGAGAUGCCUUGUCGCUGCCUGCAGACAGAGGCGUCCCGAUGCCGUUCUUUUUUCAUGCUGGAGAGACGAAUCUCCAGGGCACAGAGGUCGAUGAGAACUUGUUGGAUGCUCUACUUUUGAACACGUCCCGUAUAGGACAUGGAUUUGCACUACCUCGCCAUCCGCUGGCCAAAGACAUGUCCAGGAGGAGAGGGGUCGCUCUGGAGGUGUGCCCCAUCUCCAACCAGGUGAUGAAUAUGGUGAAAGAUUUACGAAAUCAUCCGGCAGCUGCACUGAUGUCAGAGGAUCACCCGAUGGUCAUCAGCUCCGAUGAUCCCGGCAUCUUUGGUGCCUCUGGCCUCUCUUAUGACUUCUACAUAGCUUUUGUGGGUUUUGGAGGCAUUAGAUCCCAUGUGGGCUCUCUUAAACAGCUGGCCAUAAACUCUAUCAGGUACAGCGCUUUGAGUCAGAAGCAGCAGGAGGAAGCCCUGGCUCUGUGGCAGACAAAGUGGAAUAAGUUUGUCUCUGAAAACGCCUUUUAGAGAGAGACUGGCAUUUUCAAACGUUAAAAAUGCUGCGAUUGUAGGGCAGUCUUCGUGCUUUGCUUUUGUGAAAGGAAAGGCUCGUCGCAGGUGAAUUAUAAAUUGAAAUGUGAAAAAUAAAUACUUGUUGCGCAGCUGCUGGGAAACACGCAUAUAGGACAACAGGAUGAGCUGUUAGAUGUCCUGCACAUAUGAGAGGCUUACUGUGUCUAGUUUAAUUUAAAACUUUUAAGAACUUGCACUUUAUGAUUUAGAUUAGCCUGUGUUGUCUGUGCCUUGGGAGACGCCAACAGUGCCGUGCUGUGGCUGAUGUGCGAAAUGUGAUGAGUGUUCAAAAGGGCUGUCAAAUCCUGUGUGCUUUAAAAUGCUGUUAUGGGGAGAUUUUUACGUAGUUUUAUAGGACUUUUACUUGGAUGUAACUUAGAUUUUUAGCUGUCGUGGGUUUUUAAAAACAAAAAAAAGUAACGCAUCUGCCUUAUGUCGUUGUUCUGAAGCAGUGAUCACGAUUCUCUGAGCUCAUGCAGAAAUAUUUAAAUGUGAACUGUGCAAGCUAAAUAUGACACAAUUAAAAACAACUGUUGACGUA
Molecule: messenger RNA, 2336 nt
Organism: Stegastes partitus (bicolor damselfish)
Lineage: Eukaryota; Metazoa; Chordata; Actinopteri; Pomacentridae
Gene: ada2a
Product: adenosine deaminase 2a
Exons: 10
Coding region: 239-1750 (503 amino acids)
Biological process (GO): adenosine catabolic process; inosine biosynthetic process
Molecular function (GO): adenosine deaminase activity
Source: RefSeq, a predicted model, not a curated record